Messenger RNA from Orycteropus afer afer, 2351 nucleotides. NCBI's taxonomy places the organism in Eukaryota, Metazoa, Chordata, Mammalia, Tubulidentata, Orycteropodidae. The record is from RefSeq and is a predicted model, not a curated record.
GUCAGAACAGGGAUCUUUUUUUUUCCCCUUCAUCUACUCCCUCCCCCCCUUCCCACCCCUCCCUCCCUCCUUUCCUUCCCUCCCUCCCUCCCCUCUCCGCUGGUUCUGCGCGCUGGGGCGCCAGGUCCCCUCCGCAGCCGGGACGCGCGCAACUCGCGGCAGGAGUCAGCUCUUUGGAGCCUCCUCCCUCCCUUCCCCUUCCCUGCCCCCUUCCCCCACCCCGACUCGGGCUGGAACUGCGGCCUGAGGAGCCCUGAGCCAGCAUUUGCUGCAUCGAACAGUCGCAGUUCAGUACCGACCAAACUUGCAGCUGUUGCUGACCGCGCUCGGCCGAGCCCCAUCCCAGGCCCCUGAGCUGGAAUGAUGGAAAACUCCUCGGCAGCAUCAGCUUCCUCUGAGGCUGGGAGCAGCCGCUCCCAGGAGAUUGAGGAGCUAGAGCGCUUCAUCGACAGCUACGUACUUGAGUACCAGGUGCAGGGGCUGCUGGCUGACAAGACGGAGGGUGACGGCGAAAGCGAGAAGACGCAGUCCCACAUCUCCCAGUGGACAGCAGACUGCAGUGAGCAGCUGGUCAGCAGUUGUUCCUUCUCCCGCGGGCGAGCCACCCCACAGCAGAAUGGCAGCAAAGACAACUCUCUGGACAUGCUGGGCACAGACAUCUGGGCAGCCAACACCUUCGAUUCCUUCAGUGGUGCCACCUGGGACCUGCAGCCAGAAAAACUGGACUUCACCCAGUUCCACCGGAAGCUCAGACAAACGCCGAAGCAGCCCCUGCAGCACAUCGACCGAGAAGGGUGUGGCAAAGGGAAGCUGGAAGAUGGGGAAGGGAUCAACCUGAAUGACAUUGAGAAGGUCCUCCCGGCCUGGCAGGGCUACCACCCGAUGCCACAUGAAGCAGAGAUUGCACACACAAAGAAGUUGUUCCGAAGGAGGAGAAACGACCGAAGACGGCAGCAGAGACCUCCAGGAGGGAACAAGCCCCAACAGCAUGGCGAUCACCAGCCGGGCAGUGCCAAACACAACAGGGACCACCAGAAAUCCUACCAGGGGGGCUCAGCACCCCACCCCUCAGGGAGGCCCACCCACCAUGGCUACAGCCAGAACCGGCGCUGGCACCACAACAACAUGAAGCACCCACCUGGCGACAAGGGGGAGGCAGGUGCCCACCGCAAUGCCAAAGAGACCGUGACCAUCGAGGGCCCAAAACUCGAGGACGCCCCGGGGGACACAGGGCACGGUGCCCUCGAGAUCCCCCGCAGUCCUGAGGCCCUAGCCCCUGUGGCUCCCGAGCGGCUGCCCCUACAGCAGCCAGGGGGGUCCGAGGCCGAGACAAAGCGUAAAGACAGUGUUAUUCCCGAGCGCAUCGGGGAGCGGCCCAAAAUCACCCUGCUCCAGUCUUCCAAAGACAGGCUGCGGCGAAGGCUAAAGGAAAAGGUACCGGAUGAAGUGACCGUGGAGACGACCAGCCCACAGCAGAACAAGAUGGACAAGCUGAUUGAGAUCCUGAACAGCAUGAGGAACAACAGCAGUGACGUGGACGCCAAGCUCACCACCUUCAUGGAGGAGGCCCAGAACUCCACCAACUCGGAGGAGAUGCUGGGGGAGAUCGUGCGGACCAUCUACCAGAAGGCCGUGUCGGACCGUAGCUUCGCCUUCACGGCCGCCAAGCUCUGCGACAAGAUGGCACUCUUCAUGGUGGAGGGGACCAAGUUCCGGAGCCUGCUCCUGAACAUGCUUCAGAAGGACUUCACGGUGCGCGAGGAGCUGCAGCAGCAAGACGUGGAGCGCUGGCUGGGCUUCAUCACGUUCUUGUGCGAGGUGUUUGGCACCAUGCGCAGCAGCACGGGCGAGCCCUUCCGCGUGCUCGUGUGCCCCAUCUACACCUGCCUCAGGGAGCUCUUGCAAUCUCAGGAUGUGAAGGAAGAUGCUGUCCUCUGCUGCUCUAUGGAGCUGCAGAGUACGGGCCGGCUGCUGGAGGAGCAGCUCCCCGAGAUGAUGACAGAGCUCCUGGCCAGUGCCCGUGACAAGAUGCUGUGCCCCUCAGAGUCCAUGCUGACCCGGUCGCUGCUCCUGGAGGUCAUUGAACUCCACGCCAACAGCUGGAACCCUCUGACACCCCCCAUCAUGCAGUACUACAACAGAACCAUCCAGAAACUGACAGCCUGACAGCCAGGGGGACUGGCGGGCGGCCCGCAGACAGCUGGGGCCCUGGUGCGCAGAGCCAGAUGGACAGUCAGGAGGACAGGGGUGGCCCUGGUGGGAAAAGGUGGUGGGGAGGAAGGCAGGCAGAGCCAGGGGCCAGGCUGGAGCCAGGCAGGGAUGGGAUCCGACCCCUGAGAGAAGCCCCCCAC